AUGGUGGCAUUGAAUGGAUUUUAUUCGGAUGUCGUCUCUAGACCAUUUCUCGUUCUUCUGGUAUCAUUUUAUCCGAUUCUACAAAUAUUCAAUAGUUCCCUAUACAACUUAGCUAAGGAGGAGAUAGAGAAGCCUAAGACUCUAAGUCCACUAACGUACGGCUUGUACAGAUUUUUGACAACAUAUCGUGAUAAGUACACCGGUGUGUACGAACUAGCUAAUCUGAUGAAAACCCACAAUCCAGUCUUGCGCCAGAUGAUAUACCCAAAUGCGACACAGUAUGCGUGUGCGCUGAAAAUUUUCAAGGACACACGUUUACUUAAGGUUUGUAAAUUAAGAGUUGUGUGCGUGCUCAACAAAAGUGCUCCGGACAACUAUGAAAUAGAAAGAAACGCAUGCGAGAAAGGAGGAGAUUGCACCUAUCUAAAACCUGCGAAUUGUGUAAAUCCCUUGUGCUACGCUGACCUACAAGGGACGUCGGAUUAA
This is a messenger RNA of Necator americanus (New World hookworm), 486 nucleotides long. RefSeq lists its product as uncharacterized. The coding region runs from base 1 to 486 and encodes 161 amino acids. NCBI's taxonomy places the organism in Eukaryota, Metazoa, Nematoda, Chromadorea, Rhabditida, Ancylostomatidae. The record is from RefSeq and is a predicted model, not a curated record. The transcript has 5 exons.